CGCAGGCGCUGCGCGCUGGGGCUGCGCAUCUCCACUCGGCGUCCGCCUCGCUGGCCCCCAGGUGAGAGCCCGUGGUGCCGAGGGACCCGUUCCGGACACUGUACCUGUCCUGCGCUCACCCGACUGAGCACCCGCCUCGCGGGCGCUGCUCUAGUCCGGGCGGGUCCGCAGAUUCACGAUGGAAGAACCACAGGAGAUUUCCUCCACCGACGGUGGCUGUGCAGGUGAUAUCGUCAUAGAAAAAUUCCUGGUUGAGUCCAAGAUGCCCACGCCCCCCGCGCAGCUGGCGUGCGGCAGGCAGCACUGCGCUUUCCCCCUCCAUGGAAAUGAGCUUUGCGUCUGGACGGCGGAGGACCCUUCUCAGCAGCUUCUGGUCCUGAGAGGACACCAUCAGCCCAUUUCUGCCGUGGCGUUCGGAAACGCAGCGGCUCCACUUCUGAUGUGUUCUGCCUCACCGGAUUAUGUCAUAAUGUGGAGCCUGGAUGAGUGCAGAGAGAACGUUCUUGAAGGGCUGAGUCCUCGAGGGACCGUCCUGGGCGUCCUGCUGGGAAAGGUGCUGUGUUUAAGGUUUAGCCCAGACGACCGUGUCAUUGCCGUGUGCGCUGGAAGCAAGAUACUCGUGCUGGACUCUGAGAGUCGGUCUACACUCGCAGCGCUGGAGGGGCACCAGGGCCCCGUGACUGCAGCUGAGUUUUGUGCUUGGCAGGCUCAUGUCAUCAUCUCAGUGUCUGAGGACAGAAGCUUUAAGGUUUGGGACCAUCAUGUGGGAUCGUUGAUCUACAGCUCACCAGUGUUAGCAGCGUCCCCUCUGCUCAGUCUCGCCAUCAACGAGGGAAGCGAGCAGCUGGUCACUGGCUGCGCAGAGGGACAGCUCUGCAUCUUCAGUUUGGUUGACGGACAUCAUUAUCGUUGUGUGACCCGUGUUGACCUCAGGAAAAAGAGAGAGAGUUUCUCCACCAGGAGGCUCGAGCCCAACCCCGGCAGCCUGCCAGCAGAGAGUCAGCUUUCGUCUGCAAAUGAGCUGGGAAAAGGGGACGAGGCUGAAGCGACACUCCCUGUCCUGGGCCUGGCACGCUGUGACCUUGCACUUGGCCUCAGCUCUGAGUGUGGCCUCGUUUCUUCUGGGAAAACCAGCUGCUUGUGGAUCGGAAGCUCUGCCGGUUUAUUCAUAUUUAACUUGGCAAACUUUGAAUUGGAAGCUGUCUUACAUUACAAAGAUUUCAGGAACCUGAGCAUUCAGGUCGCUGGAUCCUGUGCCGUGAUGAGCAAAACCAGUGACGAGAAGGCCUUCUGCGUCCUCACCUCCAUGUUCGGGAACAGGAUUGCCGGGCUGGAGGUCAACCUCGCCGCUCUGCUGAGGCGUCAGCGGCACCCCGCCCUGGGGACGCGGCUCUCAGUGCUGCCCAGCUCCUGUGUGUUACCAACCUCUCCGCUGCAUUUUGGAACUGUUAAGGGAAGCAGUGCUGAGCCGGCUUGUCGCAAACAGUCUGCUGCACGGAGCGCCGUCAAGGACCAGGCCCUGGUUUUCCACAGCAAGGUCAGGUCAUCUGGGUACGCGUCCGCACCGCAUGCAACUAUGUUUUCACCAAAGACCAACAUCAAGAACGAUUGUAAAAGAGCCUCAGAACGCAAGAACAGGUACAAAUGGAAGGACAGCCCCGCGCAGAAUCCUCUGCCGACCAGACUCAGCCGGCGGCUUGCUGUGGCCGAGGGCCGGGCGGCCGUGCGCUGCGUCCAGUUCUCAGGAGAUGGAAAGCGGCUGGCCUGUGGCUCAGCCAACCACUUGGCACUGGCCUUUGAUGCCGAUCUUACUGGGACACCUGCUGUUUUUACAGGUCACGACGGGGCAGUGAACUCCGUGUGCUGGAGCCAUGACGGGAGGUGGCUGCUGUCGGCCUCGCAGGAUGGGACGCUGAGGGUGUGGUCGGCUCGCAGGACGGAAGCGGUGCUGUGUCUGGGCAAGGACGUGUUUCCCAAGCCUGUUCAAGCCGCACAGUUUUAUUACAUCGACACCUUCAUAUUGUUGUCGUCGGGCCCUGCGGUCCAGCUGCUCACCUAUCACAUCGACGCUCGCCAAGACGACAUGCGUCGAUACAAGCCGAGGGGCAGAUGCAGGGCUGUUGUCAAGCUUCCCAUGACGGGUGCGGCUGAGGUCACCAGCCUGUCCGCGACGAACGACUUUUAUUCCUACCUCGUGCUGACUGCCGGCCGGAACCGGACUUUGGAAGUUUUUGACCUCAACGUGGGGUGCAGUGCGGCUGUGAUCGUGGGAGCCCAUUCACGGCCUGUCCACCAAAUUUGUCAAAAUAAAGGAUCGUCAUUCACAACCCAACCAUCUCAGCUCUAUAACCUUUUCGCAACCAGAGCCAUCGGUGACGGAAUCCGACUGUGGGACUUGAGAACCCUGAGGUGUGAGCGUCGUUUCGAGGGUCAUUUGAACCGCUGCUACCCAUGUGGAAUUGCCUUCAGCCCUUGUGGACGAUAUGUGGCGUGUGGUGCCGAGGACAGACACGCGUAUGUGUAUGAAAUGGGCUCAAGCACUUUUUGUCACAGGCUGUCAGGACACACGGACACGGUCACUGGAGUGGCCUUCAGCCCGUCAGCCCCCCAGCUUCAAUUCGGAGAAUUACGCAGCUGUGUGAUUAUGUGCUGUCACCCGCCGUGAGCGUGCAAACGAGUGGGGCCAUACUGUGGACGCUGUUUGUUAACCGGCUCCGCUUCACUAAGAAUGGACUGUGUGUCCAGGGCAUGUUACAGGGCCUGGGACACAGUUUGCCUUCCUUUUGUGUUGAAUGUUGAAAAAUGGAUGAAGCUUGUCACGUCACCAACCACAGAGCUCCCGUCGGUGUUACUUGAAGGCUUCAUCGCACCGCAGUCCAUCGACCCUCAUUUAGCUUUUCAGUCUACUGCUGAUUUAGGUCAUCCCUUUUUUAAUCCUUUGAAUAAUACACUGCCACCGAGGCUGAGGGGGCCGGGGAUGAGGGUCAGAAGAGAAGAGCAAAGCCAAAGACCGGUGAGGUGUGCCGUGGCGAUCUGGGUGUACGAUUUUUUUAAGUGAAAUAUUGAUGUAAGUUUUUGAAAAUUGAAUACUGGCGUCAACAUGUCUUAGCAUAAUUGAACUGAGAACUUUUUUGAAUCCUUGCCAGUUUUCAAUUAGGAAAUGUUAUGUAGGUCUCUGUUGCCAUGGAUGUUAUUUUAACAACUAAAAGAAGCAAACACCUAAAUGUAGUUAUGGAAAAGCAAGGGAGGAAACAGCAGCUGUUCAUCUCAUGGACAUUGAUUGUUGAUGAGGUGCUGGUAAAAAAUGGAUGGACAGUUUGAGAAGUCAGAACUUAAGUGAAUAUUUUCAAACAUUAGUACAGUCGGCCACGCUUCAUGUGUGUAAAAUUGUUACUGGAUUUUAGGAAUGAUGAUAAAAUAAUCCAGUGCUUAUUGUCCGAAAGUUUUGCAUUUUGUCUGGUCAUGGUUAUCAGAAAGAUCUCUGUGAAAUAGCGUACUUCUCAAUAAUCCACCCCCGAUAUGUUUAAAAGUCUUUGUUGUUUAGUGCCUUAUUUAUUUUACAUGUGAUCCCUUCACUAACAUUUCUGAUAUUGGAGUAAACCUUAGAAUCCUCAUGCUUCCUAUUUCAAGUAGUGUGUUUUCUUCUGUUUUAUUAGCUCAUGGAACACCAGAACACCGUACACCUAAUGUUGUUUAAAAUUGUGUCCAUACAAUAAAAUACCCAACUCCAGCUUCUGUGUUAAAAUAUUUAUGGAAUGAUACAUUGAAACAAUAAUUUGGACUUUUUACUUAUAGAAAAAGCCCCUCUGAUUUCCAGCCCAGGGACGUUAACAUCACAGUGUGUGUUUAGGCGUCGGGGAUGGCUUCGUGUUCCCUGGGAAAACGGGUGAUUAGAGCCACAGGCUCCGGUCCGUCUCUCGACAGACGGGGUCCCAUUCCACAGGGUGGCGGGGGGAGCCUGUGGCCUGGAAUGGAGACGCUUUCCUCGGCGCAGGCAGGAGAUAAAAGGUGUGCAGAGGGCUGGGCGUAUCGUAGGCACCUUGGAAAUGCUCUUUUCUCCACGGAGGGGACGAAACAGGUGACAGGCUAGGUUUACUGCCACGGC
Molecule: messenger RNA, 4105 nt
Organism: Hipposideros armiger (great roundleaf bat)
Lineage: Eukaryota; Metazoa; Chordata; Mammalia; Chiroptera; Hipposideridae
Gene: WDR27
Product: WD repeat domain 27
Exons: 25
Coding region: 179-2665 (828 amino acids)
Molecular function (GO): protein binding
Source: RefSeq, a predicted model, not a curated record